Molecule: messenger RNA, 1344 nt
Organism: Suillus plorans
Lineage: Eukaryota; Fungi; Basidiomycota; Agaricomycetes; Boletales; Suillaceae
Exons: 9
Coding region: 1-1344 (447 amino acids)
Source: RefSeq, a predicted model, not a curated record
AUGCCUCAUAUCCUGCAUUUCUGGAAAGCUCGUCAGACGGACAAGAUGAUUGUAGAAAACUUGUGCAAGGUCAUCGAUACAUCACGCUAUGGAAUAGGUCUCACGAAGUUCAAGGAGAUCCGUAAUGCCAUGGGACUUCAGCAUACUCGGCAACAGGAUCACACUAUCGAAUCCAUCCGCGAUGCCAUGGUGGAACUUCGUGAGGCAUAUCCUAAUGCCGGUGCACAAGAAAUGGUCUCCCUACUCUUUCAUGAGAAAGAUAUGAGUGUGUCAAGGAAUAUAGUCAUUUCAUACUUUACUGCCUAUGAGGCAGGUCUUGUCCAUCAGCGGAAAGCUUGCCGGCUUCAGCAGAGACGAUUCUGGGCUGCUGGUGUGAAUGACCUGUUCACCGUCAAUCAGCAUGAUAAAUGGCUUCGUUUUGGUCUCGCGCUGCAUACAGGAAUAGAGCCAUUCUCUGGUCGUAUCAUGUGGAUGCGAGUCUGGCACUUGAACCACAACCCCCAACUUAUACUCACUUACUAUCUCAACACCGUUGAGAAACUGGGCUACAUUCCAAUGGUUGCUCAGAGUGACCCAGGAUCUGAGAACUAUGGAAUCGCCAAUCACCGGUGGAUGCGCACCAAGAAGAAUAUCAUGCCUGAGAUUGCCUGGUCUCAGUUAUGCCGUCGGUUUGUGCCUGGCUAUGAAACACUGUUUGACGAAGGCGUCGUAAGUGGUUGGUAUGACAGCGACAAUGUUCUUCAAGUCAUGGUAUUUCGAUGGGUGUUCAUCCCGUGGCUGCAGUGUGAAUUAGACAGGUAUCAAGACUGUGUCAAUAACACUGCAAAGAGACGUGAUCAUAACAAGGUUCUCCCUCAUGGUGUGCCGAAUCUGAUCUACGAGUCCCCCGAAGAAUUUGGCGCAAUGGAUUUUAAGGCAAGUUUUAAUCUUCUAAUGGACGGCAUAGAUCAUGUGCACCAGGUAUAUGUCAAACCUGAUCAUCCGGUGUUCGACUUGGUGCCUCAGGCACUCAAUCAAUUUAUUCAGCAUUGUUAUGAUGACCUUGGUCAGCCUCCACUCACCCGCCAAUCUCUGCCACCGAUGGUUGAUGACAACACAAACGAGGACCCUUUACCUCUCCUUAAGAAUCAGAGGGAUUUGUUAUGUGCCAAUGAUGCUGACUAUAUGGGCGGUGUACAUGGAGGACUGAGUCUUGACACAUCUGACCAUCACCGACUGGACUCACUCAUAGAGGAGGAUGAACCAGACACAUCUUUACUACCUAAUGGCCAAGUUGCUGAAGAGGAGGGGUUAUUUGCUUGGUUUUCUGAUGAGGGGGAGGAAGAUGAGACACAUGAGUGGUAG